CAGAUUUUUAAAAAGCAAACAUUUGCAUUUGCCCGGUAGGCACAACUACUUGAGUGUUUUACUCGUCUGAUUUGGGCGUCGAUCGUGCGCUCGGGAACUUGCAGACAAGCCCCUCAUCUCUGUGUCUCUGUAUGCUGCGAAUGAAAGCACAGCCCAUAAUCUUUGCGUAGUCUCUGAACAUGUUGGAUCUGUCCUUAAACCACUAGCAUCGCGCUUAGGCCGGUACAAUAGAGCACAGUGGUUAAAAUCGUUCUUAUCACCUAUAACAUCCCUGUUCCUCCGUCUGAGGAAACGAGGCUAGGUGAAUCUACUGUACUCUGGACGCCACGAAAUACUUAAACGCAGCCGAGUGUCUCGAAGUGUCGACCAACACACUUUUGGAAAAUCGAUUUCUUAACUCCCUCGGAUUAUUGGGCAGAACUCUGCACUGGUGGACGGAGCGUGACGACUAUCCCAUAUUCCCGAGUGCGUGUCUAAGAAACUUACUGCCAGGGGUAUUCCAUCGAGACUCGUGUGUGUAUAUACACAAUGUGAGUGAAAAAAAAUCUUUAGAGAAAAAAAAAUAACAAAUAUGCCCAGUAGUAUAAGAAAGCUGCCGAUUGUCUGGAAGAGCAGUGAACAGGCUAAAUGCGGCGGCGUGAUCGAAGCGAUUGCUCCUUCUGGAUUUAACGGCUGCUUGAUUGGACGGUGAUGCCAAUUUACAUCAUCAACCGAACACUUCCAGAGGCGCAUGGUGUGUUGUUAUGGGCAAAUCAGAAAGUCAGAUGGAUAUAACAGAUAAUAACGCUCCAAAAUCAAAAAAGAAGCUGAGAUGGACAUCUUUAGAAAUUGGGCUUUCCACAUUGGUUGUGCUGCUCUUUAUUGUAGUGAUUGCUCUAAUAGUUUUAUAUGUGACAAACACUGGAGAUGGUAUAUGCAAAACAGCAGAUUGCACACAAUCAGCGGCACGUAUAAUUGAAAACAUGGAUACAAGUGCAGAACCAUGUCAAAAUUUCUACCAGUAUGCAUGCGGAGGCUGGCUGAAAAAGAACAUUAUUCCAGAAACCAGUUCUCGAUACAGCACGUUCGACAUUUUGAGAGAUGAACUGGAAGCAGUUCUGAAAGAUGUUCUUGAAAAACCAGCAACAGCUGACAUUGAGGCCCUAAAGAAAGCAAAAAUGCUGUACAAGUCAUGCAUAAAUGAAACCACCAUUGAGAAAAGAGGCGGAUCUCCAUUAUUAGAACUGUUACCCAAAGUGUAUGAGUGGCCUGUAGCAAUUGAUAACUGGGACAACACCUACGGACCAAAAUGGACACUGGAAGAUGCAAUUUCUACACUCAAUUCAAAAUAUGGAAAACAAGUGCUAGUUAACUUUUUUGUAGGGAUAGAUGAUAAAGACUCUAACGCACACAUUAUCCAUUUUGAUCAACCCAGCCUUGGUCUUUCAUCUCGUGACUAUUAUGAAUGUACUGGCAUCUAUGAAGAGGCCUGUAAUGGAUAUGUACAAUUUAUGACAGAUGUAGCAAUACUCAUACGCAAGGAAAGGAAUUUAACUGUUGAUGAGAAGAUGAUUGAAAAUGAACUCAAGUCCGUUAUGGAACUGGAAAAGCUCAUUGCUAAUGCAACUUCCAAACCAGAGGACAGAAAUGACCCAAUGUUGCUUUAUAACAAAAUGGAAUUAAGUGCAAUGGAAAAUAACUUUACAUUAAUUGUUAAUAGCACAGAAUUCCAUUGGGCAAGCUUUACUGAGAAGAUAAUGAAUACAGUGAACAUUUCUGUGACACCACAAGAAAAUGUUAUUGUUUAUGCCCCAGACUACCUAAGAAAACUGAAACCUGUUCUUGCCAACACUGAGAAAAGGACAAUUCAGAACUAUUUGGUAUGGCGUGGUAUAAUGGAUCUUGUUAACAGCUUGAGUCGUAACUACAAAGACACAAGAAAGGCUUUCCGAAAGGCUCUUUAUGGGACAACGUCAGAAACUGCAGUUUGGCGACAGUGUGCAAACUAUGUCAAUGGUAACCUAGAAAAUGCAGUUGGGAGAUUAUAUGUGGAAGAGGCCUUUGCUGGAGAAAGUAAAACCAUGGUUGAAGAAAUGAUUUCCCAAAUUCGAGAAGUUUUCAUUCAGACCUUGGAUGAUCUUAAAUGGAUGGAUCAGGAGACUAAAAUAAAAGCAGAAGAUAAAGCCAAGGCAAUUAAAGAAAAGAUUGGUUACCCUGAUAAUAUUAAAGAUGAUGCCAAGCUAGAUAAAGAAUACAAGGAUCUAAAUUACAAUGUCGAAACCUAUUUUGAAAACAUCCUCCAGAACUUGGAAUUUGGACAAAAGAAACGUUUGAGGAAGCUCAGAGAAAGUGUGGACAAGGAAGAGUGGAUUACUGGAGCUGCCGUUGUCAAUGCAUUUUAUUCCUCAAGCAGGAAUCAAAUAGUUUUUCCAGCUGGAAUCCUUCAGCCACCCUUUUUUGGUAAAGGCCAGUCCAAAUCUUUGAACUUUGGUGGUAUUGGUAUGGUUAUAGGCCAUGAGAUUACCCAUGGCUUUGAUGAUAAUGGUAGAAAUUUUGACAAAAAUGGUGAUCUAACUGAUUGGUGGAGUCAAAAAUCUGCAGAAAACUUUAAAGAUCUCUCCCAGUGUAUGGUCAAUCAGUAUGGAAAUUUUACUUGGGACCUAGCAGGUGGACAGCAUCUUAAUGGCAUUAACACCUUGGGAGAGAAUAUUGCGGACAAUGGAGGAAUCAGACAGUCAUAUCAAGCAUACCAAAAGUACAUUAAAAAGCAUGGAAAAGAAGAAUUGCUACCUGGCAUUGAACUGAACCACAAACAAUUAUUCUUCCUCAAUUUUGCACAGGUGUGGUGUGGGACUUACCGACCAGAAUAUGCAGUCAACUCAAUUAAAACAGAUGUGCACAGCCCAGGAAAAUUCAGAGUUCUUGGAUCAUUACAGAACUUUCCUGAAUUUGCGGAAGCCUUUUCUUGUAAGAAGAAUGAUAAAAUGGUUCCAGAGAAAAAAUGUCGAGUUUGGUAACUGCCCAUUCCUCACCAAAAAUAAGAAAAGAAAAUUGCUGCCUAUUCAACAGACUGUUAUUUCAGUGCCAUUCAAAGCAUAGAAGAUAAACUGUCCAUCUGUAUGCAAUCAUUGGAACAAUAUUUGUGCUGUCUCUCUCACUUUCAAUAUAAAAACUUUAAUAGCUGUAUUAAAUAGGGUGUAAUGCAACAUAUAAGGCAACACUUUAAUAAUAUAUCAUUUUUUAAAAAGAACAAUGCAGUCUAAUGCAUUGGUUUGCAGAAUGUAUAAAAACUUCAGUUAUUGUAAACAAACAAUAUUGCAUUAUUCUAGUUAUUUGCUUUUUUAUGAAGCCUUAUUUUGUAAAUUUGGUGUUUUUUGUUUCUGUUUUUUUUUUCCUUUUUCAAUGUGAACAAAUGGGGGAGGGUCUCAAUUACUAGCAUUAUGGAAAGACGUUUUACUCCACACCAAAGAACUUAGUUUUAUUAUCCCAUGUAAAAUUAAUAACAAUACUAUACGUAUUUUUCAUUUGUAUUAUUGUUAUUUUCUAAAGAUAUUUUUUGUUAAUGAAAUUUUUUUACAUUUUUUAUCUGGUAAUCUAUACCUUAAAAAAUCAUAUUUUAAACAUUUUGUUUUCUUGGAAAAAAUCUGCAGUAUUCUUUGACUUGCAAGCUACAAAUGAGAAUUUAUAUAGCAUUCGUAACUGAAUGUUUUGGACAGAAAAAAAGAGAAUCCUUCGCACUAAAAGAAACAAAAUUUAUAUUGUUCGUUAUUAUAAAGUUAUUAGUGAUAUGGUUGAUAAACAGUAUGUAUUAACAGUGGGAUUAAAAAGCAAAUCCCUUUGGGUGAUUUCAUUGUUAGCAGAAAAUGGUCAUUUUUAAUUUAUAAUAACUUUCACUUGUGUAUUCUUUAAUAUUUUUAUAGUCCUUAAUGCCAAGGAGAUUUACUAUACUGAAAGUUAAACAAAAAUACCUCAGACAACUCAAUUUAGAUACUUUGUAAUAAACAGCUUAAAAAUUGUUAAUAAAUGCUAACUCUAAACUUUC
Molecule: messenger RNA, 4021 nt
Organism: Erpetoichthys calabaricus (reedfish)
Lineage: Eukaryota; Metazoa; Chordata; Cladistia; Polypteriformes; Polypteridae
Product: neprilysin-like
Exons: 24
Coding region: 744-2996 (750 amino acids)
Biological process (GO): amyloid-beta clearance; protein processing
Cellular component (GO): plasma membrane
Molecular function (GO): metalloendopeptidase activity
Source: RefSeq, a predicted model, not a curated record